AUGACUUUUGGCUCCUGUUCAUUGGAUGUUGAAUUGGCUAUAAAGGGAAAGUUUGAUGCUGUUUUGGACACUAUUGGUGUGUCAGAGACAGAACGGAUAGGCAUUAAUUUUCUGAAACGAGGUGGACAUUACAUGACACUUCAGGGUGAGGCAGCAUCAUUGGCUGAUAGGUAUGGACUGGCUGUUGGGCUUCCAGCAGCUACAGCUCUUUUGUUGAAUAAACAGCUUCUAUACCGAUGCACUCAUGGAAUAGGUUUGCAGCUGAAGUUUAUGAAGGUCAUCUAUCUUAUUCUAUUGGGUCUGGCUGAUGAGGAUGUGGGGACAACUCAAAACAAAAUCUGUGGUUCUUCCAUCCACCUAUUGGCUGAAAUUCUACUUCCCUUGGCUCUCAUGAUCGUUUUAUAUGUUGAGGAUUGCAACUUGUUUCAGGUGUUGCAUCUCUUCAUGUUGACUGCCACACCUGCUCCAUUCUUGCUUCAAGCUGUUGAGUACUCAUGGACAUACAUGAGGGCUGACUCAGACGGUUUGAUCGAGAUUCGAAAGCUAUGUCAAGCUGGGAAGAUGAAGAUACCUGUGGAUAAAACGUUUCCAAUAGCACGAGUAAAAGAGGCCCAUGAGGCAAAAGACAAGAAGCUCAUUCCAGCUUUGGAGUUAGGAUCAUAUGACCGAACUGUUGUGCGUGCUUCACUUGUAGCUGGACCACACCUAUCCCCUAUUAAAUGCUUUACCUUGUUGCAUGUGUGUGACGACGGGAUUAUUGAGAUGAUGCUUAAAGGGUGUUGUUCAGCAAUAUCUGAUUUUACACUAAAAUUUAAUCAAGGUCGAAAAAUGAAUGCAUUAAUAACAAUUGAUAACAUUUUGGCAAAGGCAAUGGAUGAGUGGUUUUCUCUGCCACGCGUCACAUGUGCACAGAUUUCUAUGAUAUCCAUGGGAAGCAUUGUAAACAGCACAGUCCUUCGCAAAUGGUUAAAGGCGCGUGGCAUAAAAGGAAGCAGUGAUGAGUAUGAUAGGGUAGCAACAAGGAUGAUUGGAGGCAUGAAAUUGCUGUGCUUGUAG
Sphenostylis stenocarpa is the source of this 1056-nucleotide messenger RNA. The record is from the annotation of a GenBank genome assembly. Lineage: Eukaryota; Viridiplantae; Streptophyta; Magnoliopsida; Fabales; Fabaceae.